Messenger RNA from Vitrella brassicaformis, 1218 nucleotides. NCBI's taxonomy places the organism in Eukaryota, Vitrellaceae. The record is from the annotation of a GenBank genome assembly.
GAAGUGCUUCUGAUGUCCCCUCCGGCCUUUUUGUACGGUGUGGGUGACUGUCUGCAGCUCAUCGCCCUUAAGCUACACCGACCCCACACUCGUGCAAAUCGCCUCUCAGUCAAAGAUGAUCCUGUCGGCCCUGCUGUGCCGCUUCUGGCUGGGCCGCCCCCUGAGCGGCCUCCAAUGGCUGCUGCUGGUGGCCACGUCGACCAUCCUUUAUUCCUAUGUGCAGUUAGACUUUCUGGUCGACAAACUCUCGGUGGCCAAACUGGGCAAGGCCGCACAGGACAAGGCCGCACAGGCGCAGCUGAUCGGCAUUUCCCUGCUGGGACUCAGAGUGCGUAGGUCGACGUAGUGAAGGGGCCGAGAGAGUAGGGGCACUGCGUGUGUCGUGUCGGCUUGUAGGUGUUGCUGACGACGCCAGGUGGUGUGCUGUCUGACUACCUAUUUAAGACGACCAAGCGUCCAUUCUACAUACAGCUCGCGCAGACGAUGUGGUCAACGGCGGCCGCCAGCAUGGUCAUGACACUCAUCCAGUUCUGGAAGGGCGACCUCUGGUCAAAAGGCGUCUUCGGAGGUAUGGACUUGCGACCGGAUUGAGACGUGGAGACAUGUACUGAAUGCAUUGUAGUGCAUUACACGUGUGUCUUCAUGCCAUGCAGGAAUUGACUGCGGCGGUGUGGAGCCGUGCGGCUGGAGCGGCCGCGUGAUUUUCCUCACCGCAUGGUGGGCUGGUUGAUGGAUAAAGGCGCAGAGACACACAGAUGUCUCCCUGACCGUGAAUAUUGGUUGGAGGAUGGAUGGAUGCAUGGCUGGACGGAUGUCUGCAGGUAUGCGCUGCGCACGUCGGUGAACUGUCUGCUGCUGAAGCGGCUGGAUGCGGUGUGGAAGGGCAUCGCCGACACCGUGGCGACCCUCUUCGUCUUCAUCUACGCCGUCACCAUCUUCGGCGAGAAACCCGGACCGGCAGUCGACCUCAAAGUCAGUGCGUGAUCGACUGAGCGAGAAGACACACACACACACACACACACAGAGAGAGAGAGAGAGAGAUGCAAUACACCUGCGCCUGUCUUUGUGUGGCCAAGGUUGCGUUGAUUUUGGGUAUCAUCAUUGUGGUGAUUGCCUAUGUGCUGACCAAAGUCAAUGUCCCCAAGAAGGAGGAAAGCCAGCAGCAGCAGCAGCAGCAGCAGCAAGAGGCCAAGAAGGAGUGAAGCAGUUCACCCACAU